Diplodia corticola is the source of this 1365-nucleotide messenger RNA. Its product is annotated as plc-like phosphodiesterase. Bases 1 to 1365 code for a protein of 454 amino acids. Gene Ontology annotation, biological process: lipid metabolic process. Lineage: Eukaryota; Fungi; Ascomycota; Dothideomycetes; Botryosphaeriales; Botryosphaeriaceae. The transcript has 3 exons. Gene Ontology annotation, molecular function: phosphoric diester hydrolase activity. The record is from RefSeq and is a predicted model, not a curated record.
AUGGGUCAAGGCGGAACCAUCGACCUAAUCAAUGGCACUCCACACCCGUGGACCCUCAGCAGCCAGAGCUCGUAUCAAAUGAAGGCGUGGUCCUUCCCCUCGACCGUUGCAUCUGGUGCCUCCAUCCCUGUAUAUGUCGAAUGGGACCAGGACCCUGGAAAGGACCAGAGGGAUGACGGCGGUGAAGCCGUGUAUGCCAUGGCUGGAAGCUCAGCCACUUUCCAGGUCCAAGCUAGAAACACCGACGGUUUCAACCUCGAGGUUUACCUUGAGGCUGUUGAGACCGAGAACAACCCCGUGGGGAGCACCAUCAGCCUUGGCUGGAACCACAACAACGCUGUCAACCUGGUCUUGGGCGGCGACGAUGGGGCCUUUACCUCGAACAACCCGUCUGUCGACUGGAUGCACCAGAACCUGGCAACUCUUGGCGACCGCAAGCUGCGCCAGAUCUGUAUGCCGGGCUCGCAUGAUGCCGGCAUGAGCGAGUUCAACGCACACACUGGCUUGGUCAGGGACACAAAUACUCUGACCCAGAAGUUCAGCAUCGCCGACCAACUGGCCGCCGGUUCCCGCUGGUUCGACAUCCGUCCUGUCAUCAGCUCCGGGAAAUUCUAUGCCGGUCACUACUCCGACACGAAGAUCGUUGGCUGGCAGGGAGCAAACGGGCAAUCGUUGAGCGACAUGAUCGACAACAUCAACUCCUUCACCGCCAAGUAUGAUGAAUUGAUCAUUCUAGACAUCUCGCACACGAUCGACACGGACAACGAUUACGCAGACCUGUCUCAGGAUCAAUGGAACACUCUCUUUACCCAGCUCCAAACCAUCAACCAUCGCUUCAACACAACCGGGGUCUCGACUUCAGAGGACUUGUCACAGCGGACGCUCAACCAGUUCAUCGGCAGCGACCCAUGUGUCCUGAUUGUUGCCGAGCUUCCCAGCGGCAUCACCCUUGGAAACUACUUUGCCCAGGGAAUAGUCGCAAGCUCGCCCAACUUUCCAUUCUACAACGAAUAUUCAAAUACGGAUGAGUUGGACACCAUGGCUUCAGAUCAGCUCUCAAAACUCUCCAGCAAACGCACGAAGCCUGAUGACGGUUUCUUUUUGCUGUCUUGGACAUUAACGGAAGACGUCGUCGAUACCAUCUGGGGCAGCAUUCCCAUUCCAGGAGACUUGAACUCGAUCCUGGAGCUUGCUGGUAAAGCAUAUCAGCCGCUUUUCGAGCAUUUUGAUAAUUUCACCUCCCAAAGCUACCCCAACGUCCUGUACAUGGAUCUCUUUGGAACCUUUGAUCAGGAUGCAUCGGCCCCGUCCACUGAAAUCGCGGCCUUGGCACUCGCAGUCAACGGCAUUGCGGGUCGCACUUAA